Talaromyces marneffei is the source of this 588-nucleotide messenger RNA. RefSeq lists its product as uncharacterized. Gene Ontology annotation, molecular function: transmembrane transporter activity. Bases 1 to 588 code for a protein of 195 amino acids. Gene Ontology annotation, biological process: transmembrane transport. NCBI's taxonomy places the organism in Eukaryota, Fungi, Ascomycota, Eurotiomycetes, Eurotiales, Trichocomaceae. The transcript has a single exon. The record is from RefSeq and is a predicted model, not a curated record.
AUGAUGAUUGCUGUGGUCCUCGCUAGUCUCUCAGCAGGCUUCAUCGUCUCCACCUGGGGCUACUAUAACCCGUUCAUGUAUGGCUUGGUGGUGAUUGGUUCUAUAGGUGCCGGUUUGUUAACCACUUGGAUGGUUGACACGUCGACAGGCAAGUGGAUCGGAUAUCAAAUUCUUUUCGGUGUCGGAAUCGGCAUGGGCAUGCAACAAUCUAUCAUUGUGGCACAAGCCGUCCUGCCUAUGGCUGAUGUGCCGAUUGGUACCUGUAUCAUGCAAUUUUUCCAGAUGUUUGGUGGCUCGCUAUUUGUAAGUGUGGCGCAAAACCAAUUUACCAACCACCUCGUGUCAGGUUUGACAGGCAUCUCUGGCAUUGACCCGGAGCAGAUUGUCAAUGCAGGUGCCACAGAAAUCACAAGCCUGAUUCACGAUCCUGCUAUUGUGCAUCAGGUUCAAGUUGCGUAUAAUAGUGCUUUGACGAGGGCUUUCCUAAUUGCGCUAAUAAUGACCUGUUUGGCUGCCUUAGGUGCAGUUGGCGUCAAGUGGCAGAGUGUAAAAGCCCCAGCUCCUAAGCCUGAGACUGAGUCAGCUUAG